UGCGCUCUUCCGGGUGCGUUAACAAAACAUCGAGGAGUGAUGGCGUCUGCUGCGAUGGACGCGACGUAAAUAAAGAUCAGAUUUAAGGACACUGCUCGACUCGUGUCUCCGCCACUUUCUGGAUAAAGACAGAAUAUAAUAAUGGCGACAGCCGGGGGCGUUGGCAAUGGAGCUAGCGGUUUAGCUUCCAACCACAGUGACCCAGGCUCCUGCGGCUCCAGCGCGGCUCAGGCUCCUGCUGCUGCUCCCGGGCCGCCCGCCUCUCCCCCGGCUCACGGCCUUCACCGGGAGCCCAUGUACAACUGGCAGGCCACGAAGAGCUCUCUGAAGGAGCGCUUUGCUUUCCUCUUCAACAACGAGCUGCUCAGUGAUGUGCGCUUCAUAGUGGGCAAAGGCAGGCAGGCCCAGAGGAUACCCGCGCAUAAGUUCGUGCUGGCCGCGGGCAGUGCCGUGUUUGAUGCCAUGUUCAACGGAGGCAUGGCCACAACUUCAGCCGAGAUAGAGCUGCCCGAUGUGGAGCCCGCCGCCUUCUUAGCCCUGCUCAGGUUUCUGUAUUCUGACGAGGUCCAUAUUGGUCCGGAGACUGUUAUGACAACGCUGUACACGGCAAAGAAGUACGCCGUCCCUGCACUGGAAAGUCACUGUGUGGAGUUUCUCACCAAACAUCUCAGAGCCGAUAAUGCUUUCAUGCUUCUUACUCAGGCCAGAUUAUUUGAUGAGCCUCAGUUGGCGAGCCUCUGCUUGGACACUAUAGACAAAAGCACUGGAGAUGCAAUAAACGCAGAAGGCUUCACAGAUAUUGACCUAGACACUUUAUGUGCUGUGUUGGAGAGGGACACUCUGAGCAUCAGGGAGAACCGUCUCUUUGGGGCAGUGGUGCGCUGGGCUGAGGCCGAGUGCUACAGACAACAGCUUCCCCUCACCUCCGAAAACAAACAGAAGGUUUUAGGAAAAGCUCUGCCGCUCAUUCGCUUCCCGCUCAUGACCGUGGAGGAGUUCGCUGCAGGGCCUGCCCAGUCUGGGAUAUUGUUCGAUCGGGAGGUGGUAAAUCUGUUUUUACACUUUACAGUAAACCCCAAACCGAGAGUCGAGUACAUAGACCGGCCACGCUGCUGCCUCCGUGGAGAGGAGAGUAGCAUUAACAGGUUCCAGCAGGUGGAGAGCCGAUGGGGGUACAGCGGCACCAGCGACAGAAUCAGGUUUAAUGUGAAUAGAAGAAUAUCCAUAGUUGGUUUCGGCUUAUAUGGUUCAAUACACGGGCCAACGGAUUACCAGGUCAACAUACAGAUCAUGGAGAGCGAUAAACGUGUGACUCUGGGUCAGAACGACACUGGGUUCAGCUGUGACGGAACGGCUACCACCUUCAGGGUCAUGUUUAAAGAGCCUGUGGAGAUCCUGCCCAACAUCAGCUACACGGCAUGUGCCACUCUCAAGGGUCCAGACUCUCAUUACGGCACCAAAGGUUUGAAAAAAGUGACUCAGGAGUCGGUGAACGGGACCAAGACGACGUUCCUCUUCUUCAGUUCCCCUGGCAACAACAACGGCACUUCAGUGGAGGACGGACAGAUCCCAGAAAUCAUUUACUACUCUUAAAAUCCAAUGCAAACUGGACAUUGACUGAACCAGGAAGACCUCACAAAGAGAGAGAGAGAAUGGAGAAACUGGACUGCUGGAAAUUUAGUGCCUCACUAUCGAAAAUGAUAAUAAUACUCCCAUGGACUUUAGAUUGUAUGUGCUGUGUCCUUGUACAGACAAAUAUAGAUAGAUAUGUUAAAGCUUGCAGACUUGAUUAUAUGUACAACACACAGGAUCCUCAUUCUGUCUUUACAGUUAAGCCCAAAAUUAUUCAUACUUUUCUUAUUUUCAGGUUUCAAAUUGUACAAAAUUGUGUUCUCUUUGCUUUCACCAAACAAUUGCAGGCGUGUGCUGAGGACUUAUGAUUCUGUAUUGCCCCCUAGUGGAUAAAUGUGAGAAGGAAUGGUUGGUUAGCAGUGUCUAAAUUGACGCCUAAAGGAAUUAGUGGAAGGCAAACAAACAAAUGAAUCUUUGUUUUCAAAAACUAGGGAUGCACUGAUCCGGCUUUGUCAGUUUUGAGACUGAUUCUGAUACUUUGACUCUAAGUAAAUGAAGAUACCUGACAACUGAUGACUGAAAACAGUAUUUAUUUUCUUUAAACAAAAUUAACAUAAGACAAAAGUGAUCCAAAUGUGUUAUUUAUCUGUUAUUUAUUAUGCUAUCACUCAAGUAAUUACAGAUAAACUUUGUAUAAAUAAAACUUCAAACAUUAUGAGUCUUUCUGGGCUGACUAUGACCAGUAAAUUGACUAAUUACAUCAAUGUAUCUGUCCAACCAGGACAUAGAUUGAACCAAUAUUACAAAGAUAUCUGAUCCAGCAAUUUUGUCAGUAUCAGUGCUGAUAUUUAGUACCAGUAUUGGAUCAGUGUAUCUCUACCAAAAAGUACUAUUCAAAUCUUUUCCAUGAGUACUUGUAAAUUUUGAAAUGUAAAUCAUGCCACAUCGUGUUAUUGAGUCAAUUUUAGGAUUUUUUAAAAUUGUAUUUAUUUUAUCAUCACCCAACCCUUUAGUUUUUGUGCUGAUCAAAGAUAUAAAUAAAUUUGGGCUGAACUGUAUAUUCACUGUAUGUCAACCGAUGCCAUACCAGUAAUUAUUUGUCGUUUUGUUGAUAAAUUUCACUGUGCACUGA
Messenger RNA from Boleophthalmus pectinirostris (great blue-spotted mudskipper), 2704 nucleotides. RefSeq names its product BTB/POZ domain-containing protein 1. The record is from RefSeq and is a predicted model, not a curated record. The transcript has 8 exons. Gene Ontology annotation, cellular component: cytosol; P-body. Gene Ontology annotation, biological process: neurogenesis. Bases 142 to 1593 code for a protein of 483 amino acids. Lineage: Eukaryota; Metazoa; Chordata; Actinopteri; Gobiiformes; Gobiidae. Gene Ontology annotation, molecular function: protein binding.